AUGGACAACACCUCUUCAACACUGAAACGUUGUUAUUAUUUAAAAGACUUCUUCCUUUUCCUGUUGUGUUUAGCCAUCAAAUAGUUGUCGGAAAAACAACAGCAACUGCUGAAGACUACUGAUCCAAGAUGACAAAUCCAAAGGGUAUCAGACGGGGAACCCGUUAUAUGUUUGCCCGUAAAUUCAAACAACACGGCGUCGAACAUCUGUCCACUUAUCUGAAAGUCUACAGACGGGGCGAUAUUGUCGAUAUCAAAGGUAACGGUGCCUUUCAGAAGGGUAUGCCAUUCAAGUACUAUCACGGCAAAACUGGACGCGUCUACAAUGUAACCAAACACGCUGUCGGUGUUAUCAUCAACAAACGUGUCCGCAAUCGUAUUAUUGCCAAGAAAAUCAAUGUCCGAGUGGAGCACUUAUCUCAUAGUAAGUGUCGCCAAGACUUCUUGGAUCGGGUCAAACGUAACGAACAGUUGAAAAAGUUGGCAAAAGAAACCGGCGAACGAUUGUUAUUGAAACGUCAGCCCAAACAGCCGCGUACUGGCCAUUUGAUUCGGGUGUCGACUGUUAACAAACCGCAGAAUUUGCAACCCGUACCGUACGAGUUGAUUGCUUAAGAAGUUUUUUUUAUUAUUGUUUUCUGAAUGUAAUUAAAAAAAAGUAAUAUUAAAGAAAAACAA
This is a messenger RNA of Oppia nitens, 677 nucleotides long. It is a transcript of the gene RpL21, whose product is annotated as 60S ribosomal protein L21-like. The transcript is spliced from 2 exons. The coding region runs from base 129 to 614 and encodes 161 amino acids. Gene Ontology annotation, cellular component: cytosolic large ribosomal subunit; ribosome. Gene Ontology annotation, molecular function: structural constituent of ribosome. Gene Ontology annotation, biological process: translation. NCBI's taxonomy places the organism in Eukaryota, Metazoa, Arthropoda, Arachnida, Sarcoptiformes, Oppiidae. The record is from RefSeq and is a predicted model, not a curated record.